CAUAGACGUUGUCCAUCCUGCUGAUGCUCCCUCGUCUCAUCGUAAACUCUUGUGCACCCUCUGGUGCUUGCUAGUCUCCCAAACUUCUUUGUGUAGCCUGCUUUGCAGAUUGUCUUCCUUGUCUGUGUGGUUGCUCAUUAUUCAGAGACAGACGGAUCUCAGGUCAUCUGCAGCUGCAGCAAAGGAGAAGCAGGAAAGAUGGCGAUCAUCCAUUAGACCGACCGGGCGCACGCAUGAAAUACGAGGACAACUUUUGGGAGGAUCGCUUGAGGAGAAGAUUGUACCAGUUUCCCUGAUUUUCCAGGGAGUUCUCCCCCUUUGUAGUGAUGGAGGUAUUGCAGUGUGAUGGCUGUGACUUCCGUGCCGAGUCAUAUGAUGACUUGAAGACCCACAUACAGGAAGUACACACUGUUUUCCUGCAGCCUGCAGAUGCAGAUGAGUCUGAUUCUCUGAAAGACGAGGAGGAAGAUGAGGAGGAAGAAGAGGAAUUGCAGGAUAAGGAGGACAAGGAUUUUUCGCCUACUAAAGCUGGAAUGAGCCCCAACUCUACUGACAGUCCCAACCAAACAUCACAAAAGCAGACGACUGAAACCCAUCUGCCGUUUUACCAGUGCAAGUUCUGUGUCCGUUACUUCAGAUCAAAGUCAUUCUUAAAAAACCACACCAAAAAAGUGCAUAAUGUCAUAGAGGAUGAUUCAGAUACAAGCAUCUCCUCACAGACAGCUAAGCAGCCCAGCUACACUGUUAUAAUGCACAAUGACAAUUCAAAAGUGUAUUCCUGUCAGUAUUGCACAUACAAGUCUCCACGCAAAGCAAGGAUAGUGAAACACCAACUCAUGUAUCAUAACAAAGUUCCCUCAGAUAGCGCUGAAGAUCCUCCACCGUACGUCGAUACUGGGGAGGAAUCUGACUCGGCUAGGGGACUCAUGAAGGGAACAUUUGCCUGUGAAUGGUGUGACUAUCAGACUGACCAGAAGGACAGCUGGACUGAUCACGUGGUGAAGGAACACAGUGACAAGGUCAAGAUAGUUUCCUGCAUUGCAGAGCUGGAAGGGGAGGCAAGUGCAAGCUCACCCAAACCAGAUUCUCCCUCCUCCUCCUCCCAUAGCCCAGCUAGAUCAAAGGCGAGUUUUGUUGAGGGUUGUGGGAAGGAGGAGUCGGUUGGAAAAACACCAGAAAACACCUUGGAAAAGUCCGCUGCAGAGAUCUCCUCCUUCCAGUAUGCACAGAUGAGUGCAGUAACACCCAACAGCACGGGUUCCUCCAUUUUGUCUAAGAGGUUUGCAUCAUCUGACGUCCCCAACAGUGUCAUACAGAUGGAUGCGAACUUACUCAAUGAGGACGACUCAAGGAGCACCUUAGAGGAUGACGACGAUGAAGAGUUGGGCGACAUAGAUGAUCCCAGCUAUACCGGAACCCUGUCUGCAGAUGCAAAGCAGUUAUUGACGGAUGAGGAUAAUAAAUUACUGGAGACUAAAGGGAUACCUUUUAGAAAAUACAUGAACCGGUUUCAGUGCCCCUUCUGCUCCUUCCUCACCAUGCACAGGCGGAGUAUCUCCCGCCACAUUGAAAACAUUCACCUUUCCGGCAAAACCACAGUGUAUAAAUGUGAUGAAUGUCCGUUUAUUUGCACCAGCCCUCUGAAACUAGGCACGCACAAACAGAGCCACAACUCCUCAGAUUUAGAGACCAUGGACCUAACAAAUGAUAGUCCAGAUCCUCAGAAUGACGGUGUCGCAGAGCCAGUUAACGGGGGUAGUGUAAGUUCCAAAGUCAAUGGGAAAAAGACAACCAGCACAUCGAACGACCAGCAGAACCCUCAUCGCUGCACGCUCUGCAGCUUCUCUACCACUACUCUGAAAGGUCUGAGGGUCCACCAGCAGCAUAAGCAUUCCUACUGUGAUGACCUAGAUCCCACUGUCUUUGAAGCCCAGCUGACUGACCAGCCAGAUUCUGAAGUGGAUGCCUCUCCAAUCUUUCUACAAAAAACCCAGACCUCCAUUUUAGGACUUACCUCCAAAAAGUCCUUAGUUACAGGGAAAAGAGCCAGGAAGUCCAUCAAUGACUUGCCUUUGGAUUUGUCCUCAGUCAAAAAGAGGACUAGAAUUGAUGAAAUUGCCAGUAACCUUCAAAGUAAGAUAAGCCAAAGCCAACAGGACACCAUCAUAAAUCUAGACGAUAUGGAUGAUGAAGACGCUGGAGAAAAUCACGGCAGUGCUGACGAGGGUGGAAACCUCGACAACAAAAACCCUGUCUUUGCUUACACACAGCAGCUUCAUGCGAGAGACUCACUGCUGUCUCAUGAUGUAGGCAGAAUAGGGAAAAGAAAAAGCAACCCCAAGUCAAAGCCCAGAAGCAUUCCUAUAUCACUGACUCUCUCUGACGACAGUGAAAACAUCUCUGCUGAUCCCAAUGACGGUGUAGUCCAAGAGAGCAUGGACUAUUCAGAGGACCCUGGAACCACACGUUUCUACUGUAAACACUGUGAUUACCACAACAAGUCAGCCCGUAGCGUCAGCACCCAUUACCAGAGGAUGCACCCUUACAUCAAGUUCAGCUUUAAGUACAUCCUGGACCCUGAAGACCAGAGUGCAGUCUUCCGCUGCUUAGAGUGUUAUAUUGAAUACACAAAUUACAAUGAUCUGCAUCAACACUACAUGGAUCACCACCCUGAAGCAAGCAACGUGCUCAACUUCAACCAGCCGCAUCUGUUGUACAUGUGUCGCUUCUGUUCGUAUACAAGCCCUAAUGUGAGGAGCCUAAUGCCCCAUUACCAAAGAAUGCAUCCCACGGUGAAAAUCAACAACGCCAUGAUUUUCUCAAGCUAUAUUGUUGAGCAGACCCACAAAUCUGGUGAAUCGCAAACUCUGAGGGAAAUAUUAAACUCUGGUCCCAAGAAUUUUAACUCGGCUGCUUCGAUGCCCAGGUCCUCCUCAAGCCCUGUCCUGAAAACUGUUUCCAAGUCCCCUGAAGCUAGCGCCGAGGCAGAACCUCUCAAAGAAGCUAUGGGUGGUAACGUCGUUGUCUAUGAUUGUGAUGUAUGCUCCUUUGCUAGCCCGAACAUGCACUCUGUUUUGGUCCAUUACCAGAAGAAACACCCAGAGCAGAAGGCGUCUUACUUCCGUAUUCAGAAAACCAUGAAGGUCAUCUCCGUAGAUCAGUCGCAGCCUGCGGCCAACUCUUCAUUCAGCCCCAGCAUGUCUUCGACGCCAAAACAACACAGUGCAGCACUGUAUGGAUCAGAUGACGAAAUGUACUACUGUAAACAUUGCGUGUACAGCAACAGAUCCGUUGUUGGUGUGUUGGUCCAUUAUCAGAAACGACACCCAGAAGUGAAAGUGACGGCGAAAUAUAUCAAACAUGGUGCUCCUACCCCUGGUUUGAUGAAAUUAAUGGAUGAAUUGCAAAUCGCGACUCCCAAACAGUUUUUGAAGCAGUUUCAAAAUAAUGGUCACGACGGAUCUAAUAACUCGAGUCCUAAACCAGGAAGUGGUGAGAAAGGCGAGGAUGAGCUGUUCUUUUGUCAGCACUGUGAUUACGGCAACCGUACUGUAAAAGGAGUGCUUAUUCACUACCAGAAGAAGCACCGUGAAACCAAGGCCAACGCUGACCUUGUACGUCGUCACACUGCAGUUGUCCGGAGUCAGCGUGAGCGUGCACAGAUGGUUCAGUCAGGUAGCGUCUCUUCUGCCAUGAUACCAGCACCUCCAGACAAUGAAAACGCAACACCUUUGCGUUCCCUUAAGUGCAGACACUGUUCCUACACAUCCCCUUAUGUCUAUGCCCUAAAGAAACACCUGAAGAAAGAGCAUCCCACUGUGAAAGCCACAGCCAUGGCCAUUUUACACUGGGCUUACCAGGAUGGCAUUCUGGAGGCUGGCUACCACUGCGAGUGGUGCAUAUAUUCCCAUGCUGAACCCCAGGGCUUGUUGCUCCAUUACCAAAGACGUCACCCUGAACAUAAUGUUGAUUACACAUACAUGGCCAGUAAGCUAUGGGCUGGACCUGAAACCACCCAACAUGGGGGCAAUAUGGAAACAAAACAUUACAAAUGUAGAGACUGUGCCUUUGAGGCCUGUUCAAUAUGGGACAUCACCAGUCACUAUCAGGCAGUCCACCCCUGGGCGAUCAAAGGGGAUGAAUCUGUGCUUUUGGAUAUCAUCAAAGGGAACGGCUCAGCUGAAAAGCUCCACCAGCAGGUUGCCAGUGAACAUGUGGUUCUGAAUUGUCAAUCUGUUGAAGAUGAUGGAACACUGAUCAUUGCCACACCACCCCAAGAAAGCAAUCCCCAUCCUUCCCACCCACGCCUUUCCAUCUGUAGUAAUUCUUAUCAGUGUACUGUAUGUCUGUCCGAGUACAACAGUCUCCACGGCCUCCUCACUCACUAUGGAAAGAAGCACCCAGGCAUGAAAGUAAAAGCUGCAGAUUUUGCACAAGAGGCAGACAUCAACCCCAGUUCUGUGUAUAAAUGUCGUCACUGUCCGUACGUAAACUCCCGCAUUCACGGAGUCCUAACUCACUAUCAGAAAAGGCACCCACUGGUGAAAGUCACAGCAGAGGACUUUGCAGACGAUAUAGAGCAAAUCUCCGAGUUACACGAAGGAGAUGACAAGUUCAAAACUCAAAGACAGGGCUAUGGCGCAUACAGAUGCAAAAUGUGCCCGUACACACACGGAACUCUGGAGAAGCUGAAAAUCCAUUAUGAGAAAUAUCACAAUCAGUCUGCUUCUGAUAUGUUCACUCCCUCGCUUACAAUUUUUUCUUCCGGUAAAGAUACAGAGCCAGUAGCCGAAUGCAGUGCCAGUAAUAUAUCAAGCACAGCAAAACUCCAAGAGGUCAGCGAAUUGGACCUUGCCCUCUCUCAGUUACCCAUCAAUAAGACAGAGAAACAUGCUGUAUUCAAGUGUCAGCUCUGCAAAUACUUUUGCUCCACGAGGAAAGGCAUCGCUCGCCACUACCGCAUCAAGCACAACAAUGUCCGUGCUCAGCCAGAGGGUAAAAACAAUGUCUUCAAAUGUGCUCUAUGUUCAUACACUAACCCUAUUCGCAAAGGUCUGGCAGCACACUACCAGAAGCGUCACGAUAUCGACGCAUAUUAUACCCAUUGUCUGGCUGCUUCCAAGACUAUGACUGAAAAGCCAACCAAAGUGAUGGCUCCUCCGCCGUCAGAAGGGGACAGUUCAGAAAUGAGUGAAGACUUGCGUUUGGCUGUGGAGAGACGAAGGUGUUCUCUUUGCGCCUUCCAGGCCUUCAGCAGGAAGAGCAUUGUUUCACACUACAUUAAACGCCACCCAGGUGUCUUCCCCAAGAAGCAACAUUCUAGCAAGCUUGGUCGGUAUUUUACUGUUAUAUAUGCCAAAGAACCCGAGGAAACUGCUGUCAGUGCAUUGGCAGAGGAAGACAAGGAAGUGCUGGAGGUUCCACUUGAACCCGAGCAGGACAGCGAGGUUGAAUGGCUGCCAUUCAAGUGUCUAAAAUGCUUCCGGUUGUCCUUUAGCACAGGAGAGCUGCUCUCUAUGCACUACAACGACCACCACAGCAAUGACUUAAAGAGGGACUUUGUGGUAUCGCCUGAUCCUGGGGAGGAGGACUCUGAGUUGUACCAGUGUUCUCACUGUGAACUGAAGUUCCUUGGUCUCCCUAUUCUGGCCAAACAUCUGCUGAAUCACAAUGAGGAGUUUCAGAAGAGGGCCAUGAGGCAGGAGAGAAGGAGGCAGCUUCUCAGCAAGCAGAGAGCAACAGACCUGCCUGAGACUAAACCCGAGAAGGAAAGCCCUGUAAAUAGAACUCCGAUAGGAUUCAGGUGUAAGUUCUGUAUAGAGAUCCACCCGACGCUCCGAGCAAUCUGCAACCACCUGAGGAAGCACGUCCAGUACGGAGAGGUCAAAGAGGGACAUGUCAAGCAGGAGGUCAAUGAGGUGCCCCUGACCCUGCCCUCAGAGAGCCUAACUAAUGGCGACCUGGAGGGCGAUGAAGCGGCAGAAACCGACUGCCUUGAGAGACCUGCAGUCACGGUGAUGGGCCCACCCUUCUCCACAGCUUCAGAUGAUGUUGCUGUUGCCGUGGAGACCCUGGAUCCAGAAGUGGAUGUCGUUGCAGGAAGGGCAGCGGCCCUCGUGGCUGCAGCCCGGGCCGUGGUGUCCGAGAGCCAGCUGAAGCAGCGGUUAGCAGCCGGGGGUCACCCUUGUGCCCAGUGCGACCGAGUCUUCAUGUCCAUGCAGGGACUGAGGUCCCAUGAGAGGAGCCACUCAGCCAUGGCACUGUUCAGCAGAGAGGACAAAUACAGCUGCCAGUACUGCCAGUUUGUCUCACCCUUCAGGCACAAUCUGGACAGACAUGUGCAGUCUCACCACGGGCACCACAAGCCCUUCAAGUGCAAGCUCUGCCCCUUUAAAUCUGCCUACGUGAGCCGCUUGAAGAGCCACCUGCAUAAGGCACACACAGGUGAGCAGCACACAUACAGGUGCUUGUCGUGCCCCUUCUCCUCCAUGACCAUCAGCCAGCUGAAGGAGCACUCUCUGAGAGACCACGGCGAGGCCCUGACCCUUCCGAAACUCCGAGCUGCCACCCAGGCAGCGCAUGCCGCCCUCAGGCCGUCACGACUGCCCAGUAACAUUGAGCAGACGCCCAUGGCCCCGGAUGAUCCAUCGUACCUGGAGCCGGCUGACGUCCGCCAGCAGCUCAGUCAUUACCAGCUGGCCUCCCGCAGUCAAUUGUCUUCCAGCUCGACUCCUGGUGGCUUGAUAGUGGCUGACGGUCGUCCAGAAAGUGUGCUCACCUGCGAGUUUUGCGAGUUCAGCUCUGGAUACAUGCAGAGUCUCCGCCGGCACUACAGGGACCGUCACGGUGGCAAGAAGCUCUUCAAGUGCAAAGACUGCUCCUUUUUCACCUGCUACAGGAAUACCUUCACCAUGCAUGUGGAGGCAGGUCACAACAACAAUUCACCUGAGGAUCUCCCUAAAGACCUGCGCUGCCCGCUCUGCCUCUACCACACCAAACACAAGAGCAAUAUGAUCGACCACAUUGUUCUCCACAGAGAGGAGCGCGUGGCUCCGCUGGAGGUCAGCCGCUCCAAGCUGUCGCGCCACCUUCAGGGCUUGGUUUUCCGUUGCCACAAAUGCACCUUCACAUGCUCCAGCGAUCAGGCCCUGCAGCUGCACCUGCAGAAGCACGCUGAGAUCAAGCCCUACCAGUGCCAGCUCUGCUAUUAUGACAGCAGUCGACGGAGCCAGCUAGAGGAGCAUCUCCGCCUUGAGCACAAGGUUAUCCGCAACUUUGAGCUGAUGGGUCGGGUCAACCUGGACCAGCUGGAGAUGAUACAGGAACAAGGGAGCAGCGCAGAGGAGGACGAGGAGCGAGAAAUGAUGGAGAUGGUAGUCGAUGAAAAAGCUGCUAUGGAGGAGGAGGAAGAGGAGGAGGAGGAGGAGGAGGAUGACGAAGGAAUGGAAAUGAUGGAGAACCUAGUGGAAGAGCAGAGGGAGAUGGACGGUGACGAGAUGGACGACAACAUCAAAGAGGAGGAGGAUGAGGGGGAGGGGGAGGAGGAAGAGGAGGAGGAAGAUGAAGUCAAGGAGGUGGAGCAAGAAAAGCCGUCUCUGCAAGAGGUCAAUGCAUCUUCCAUCAGCAGCAGCUGCAACAGCUCUGGACCAAGCAGUGUAGAGAAGCGGCUUCCCUGCGAAUUCUGUGGCCGCUGCUUCACCAACAACCUCGAAUGGGAACGACAUGUCCUUCGGCAUGGCAUGACGGUUAACAACAGUCGGCUGGACACCAGCACCACUUCAGCAAUAGAGGCUUCAGCUCCAUCUUCCACCGGCUCGUCUGUGUUCUCAGACACAAAACUGGACCUGUCCAGCAACAGCAAAGAGGAAGGAAACCCUGCUGACCUAUCACUGACAAGUCAAAGCCAGUAUGUGGAAGACAAAGAAAUGCUUGACACCAAAAAGGAUCAACAGUUUGGUUGAACUGAUUGUGGCCUCUUGGUAUACUGUGCUAGAAAACAAUAACAUUGGGUAGGAUCAGCGCUGAGUGGGAUUGGAAAAAUAAGAUGUCAAAGGAAACAAAAAAGGUUAAAACUGAAUUAAAAAGUGACUUUUUAUGAGUUGGUGCAUUAUUAGAUUUUAGGUGUUACAUAUAUAAGUAUUAGGUUGUGCUGCAUAAAACGGCUGAGCUCUUUAAACGGGCGGUCCCCUAGGACAGAUCUUAAUAUAUUGGUAACCAAUAGUGAACAGAACUCUUUAUUGCUGACAUUCUGGUCAAAUCUACAGUGAAAGAUCCCACCUAGACAAAACUAAGCUAUUUAUAAGAAUGUUGUCCAAAAUGAUGAACUAAAUUUAGCUUUUUAUUUGAAGCACCUUUUACACUCCUCCCUGCUCACCUGAAACAGGGGUAAUGUAAAUUUACCGAAAAUGCAAGAAACAAGGUAUGAAAGCAUUUACAACCACGGCCCACUGUAGAGAAACCUUUUCUGAUUUCUUGUUGAAAUUUGAGACUUUUUUUCAUCUUAGCCUUGUGUUCAACGUGUGGAGGUUUUCCUUGAAGAAGAGUCGCACCUUAUCUAUUUUAGUAAAAAAAAUUACAAAUCGUGUUUUCAUGACAAUAUGCCCCCAAUGUUUGUAGCAAAUUGCUAUAAUUUAGGUCCCUUAAUAUUAUACUACGUAUAAGCCUGUUGCACCCUUCAAAUUUUAACUGUGCUGUUUUUAUCGUCCAGUAAUUUCACUGAUAAAAUCAUCAAAGUAAUGGGAUUCAUUUAAUUCUCCCUUUCCCCCCUAAAAUACCAUGUUGUUUGUAGUCCAGGCUGAACAAUACUGCAGUUGCCCUGUGCACUCAGCAGAUCAGUAUGUCAACAGAUAUAAGUUAAAUGUGUCAUGACCCAUAUCCGUUCAGGAUUAGCCUGGAGCGCUGCAGCCUUUCACAUUAAUGGCAUCUUGAGCAAGAGACAGAGAUUACACUUGUCUUUUCAAUGCAAAAUUUGUGACUGGGUGUGCCAGAAUCCAGUUCUGUCCACAUUCUUUGGAGGCGUCGUAGCGUCCACACCUCACAGAGACAGAUCCCUAAGGUAUAAACCUCUGGGUGUGGUCCGGUUCACUGGAUCACACUGUGCACAGGGUCGGACCACACUUUGUUCAGACCACCGCGGCUGAGUUUUGAAACCAGUGCGUAAGUGCCUUAAAAUGCAGUUCCUCUGAUGGCCACUGUAUGGCUUUAAUCGCUUUAAAAAAAACAUGAACCGUUUUAAAGUAACUAAGAAAACCCCCCACUUCUCUUAAAAAGUAAAUGUUUCUUCUACUAAAAUGUAUGCCUCAACAACUAAUUUAACUUAUUCUAACGUGUGCCUUAGUGGCAUUUCGGAAAGACUCUCCUUAAUUAAGAUGCGAUUAGAUCAAAUUAGAUUCAUGCUUGUUAUAAUUGCACAGACUACGCGCCAGUACAAUGAAAAGUGGUUGAGCAUCUAGUGCAAGGAUAUGAGGCUGAAAGCAUUGGUUUUACCAGAUUACCAAAAAAAAAAACCAAUUUCAUCUCAUCCACCUGUUGUAGUUUGUAGCCAUACAGAUGUUUAGUUUAUUUGCAUUAGGUAUUGAAAUAUCCGUCUCUAAGAUUUGAUCUAUUACAAGUGAAUGGAAUUUCAUUAGUUACACUCACAGCAUUAAAAAAGUACAACCGUUUUGUAGAUGGGGUUUAUGGAGAGAAAUGCUGCUGUUGAUUUUAUUUUAUUUUUUAAGUAUGUUUUUUUUAAUGUUAUGAGCACCACAAAUGAAAUUCCAGACUAAAAUGGGCAUGUUUGCUUGAUCGACAGAUGUCUAGGCCUUUCACAGUCAGCUCCGGUGACUACAUUACCCUCCGUUUCCUCCAUAUCGUCCGUAUUUGUAUUAGCUUGCAUCGAGCUGUAGUUUAUUGUCCAGUUUUGACGUGCAGAGACACACUGAAAAGACAAGUGUAACUAGAGCAGAAAGCCCUAAUACCAUUUCUUUCUACAUAUAAUAUAUAUAUAUAUAUAUAUGACACUGGUACUAUAUGUUAAAGAUUGACUUUUUUAAAGGUGUCAAAUUCCCCAACUUGAAAAAAUCCCCUUUAAAUUCUCAUUCUGUAUUGACACACCUGUCGUAGUCUGCAUUUGUGUGCUUCUUUUUAGACAAAGUUGUUAUAUUAUUGUUGAUAUUGACAAAAGGCAGAGAUUGUAUUUGCUGGAAGUUGCUGCUUGAAUGCCCUAAAGCCUUAUGAGAAGUGAAUAGCAAUUAAAUCAAAUUUGUCUCCAAUUCCAAUAAGAUCAAUAAGCAACAUUAAACAGACUGAAGUAAAUUGUCUAAUAAAUCCAACGUCCAAUUUGUAGAGGAACACAACUUAUGUAACUGUGUUCUUGGUACCAAAAUAUUUACCAAGCCUGCUGUGUUUGCUGCUGUAAUUGUCUUUGUUAAGCAUUGAACCAUUGAUGGAAACGGGAAAUCUGGGUUUGGACCAUUGAGUUUUGGAAUUAGAGUUCCGUGGGUAGAACUCUGAUGAACUACAUGUUUGCAGCCAUGUAUAGAAAACAAAACUACUCGUUAAGUGUUUGAACUGUGGUGUUUCAGAAAGGAUAAUUUAACCCUUUUUUCCUUUAGGUGUUCUCAUUUUUAAAAAAGAAAAAAAAAAAGAAAAUCUAAAGAUAAUAGCUAACCCUUAGGGGCUUUUGAGUCCCCGAUCCAACAUUAUUACGCUGUUGUACAAUGUCUGGUUACAAUGAAAAAUAUCCCUUUUUUUGUACUGUAAUGGGAAUGAGCAGAUAGGAAUCGCAGUGUGGUUGUACAAUAUUAAACAUAAAGGAAACGUUUGCAGUUCUCUACUAAUUAAUGGCCAGGGCUUGUGUCAUGAAGAACAAAAACAUGGCAAAGGACAAGACAAGCAAACAAUAGUUCCUCUGGGAGCAUUUACCUAAACUGCUGGUCCUUUUCUGGGCUUGACCACCAUCUGGGUUCCACGUCAGCCUAUAGAGCCCUCUGAGAUCGAGCUCAUUCAUACAAAAUGUGACACUCCACUAUCCUCUAUCCAUGACAAGUAAGGGUCUCUAACUCCAAGUGCGCCCGCCCUUAGUCUCUCCACUCAACAACAGGUGGGAAUGUAGCAGUCCUGCUCUGCUCCCCAGUCCGUCUGAUACCUGAAAACCAGUUGAGUUGGUGUUGAAUCUCAAAGCCCUCGUUGUCUGUUUUACAGGACCAGCUUGUAUCUUUUUGAACGUAAAACAGUUUGAAAAUAGUUGUUGUAGAAAUAAGCUUUGCAAGGCAGCUUGUCGCCCAGCUUGAAAGCCCAGCGCAAACCAGAUGAUGAAUUGGGACAAUCUGGGUAAUGAAGCUGUCAACCCAAAAUUGUUUGUUGUUCUGUGAUCAUUUUAAUAGAAAAUGACUAUGAAUCCCUCACUGUGUGCAGUCUCUAGACUGUAAUAUUCCCAGUUUACCCAAAGUUACGCCCCUGCUGACAACACACUGGAUACUUGUAUAUAUGUUUAGUUUGUUUCCAAUGCAUUUCUCUUUUCAGACUGUUGUCUCCAUAGUUUGACACUAGAAUCUCUCCUUCUUGCCUUUUUUCCCAUAUAAAUCUGAUUACCUGAUGGUGGGUUGUGAUGUUGCCUAGAAUGAUUGUUUACAAUUUUAUUCCAUUUAUCUCUGGAUAUUCUGUAAAUAUUGUAAUUCAUUGUCUUUUUUUAACUUGAUAAUAAAGUUAUCAGAUAACAGUUAA
Stegastes partitus (bicolor damselfish) is the source of this 11706-nucleotide messenger RNA. It is a transcript of the gene znf462, whose product is annotated as zinc finger protein 462. Lineage: Eukaryota; Metazoa; Chordata; Actinopteri; Pomacentridae. Gene Ontology annotation, biological process: positive regulation of transcription by RNA polymerase II. The coding region runs from base 327 to 7961 and encodes 2544 amino acids. The record is from RefSeq and is a predicted model, not a curated record. The transcript is spliced from 13 exons. Gene Ontology annotation, cellular component: nucleus.